Molecule: messenger RNA, 2425 nt
Organism: Closterium sp. NIES-67
Lineage: Eukaryota; Viridiplantae; Streptophyta; Zygnematophyceae; Desmidiales; Closteriaceae
Source: the annotation of a GenBank genome assembly
GGCUCUAUUCAGCAGACUCGCAGCCAGUUCUCGAAUUGCUCAUGCAUCAAUAAGACACGCAGCCUGCGAGCAGAAGAGUUGAACAAGCACGCAGGCGUUCUCAUCCUCAUUUGGGUUCUCGCAUAAGGGUCUAAUUCGGUUUCCUCCUUGUUUUGCUACCCGACAUCCCAGCACACUCUCCCUCGUUCGCUGACAUCUCUUUGACUCUUCAAGAAGUCUAAUUAGCUCUAUUCUUUGUUUCCCAUUCUCUAUCUAUCCUCACCCUCAAGACCACUCUUAGUUGGCGACUUGACCGAGUAUGGGCCUUUUUAGCGGCUUCGUGUCAAGGUCAUCGGGUUACCACCCAGCAUCCAUUCUCGAGCACGAGUUCGACUUCUCGGGGUCGAUCGGCCAGGGGCAGUACGGCACGGUGUGGCGGUGCUCGUCGCGCGCGACGAAGCAGGAAUUCGCGUGCAAGCAGAUAAAAAAGUCGCAGUUCCCGUCGCACGACCAGAUGCGACAGGUGUCGCGCGAAAUAGAGGCCAUGCAGAAGUUACAGGGCCAUGCGAACGUCGUCGACCUGCACAGCGUGUACGAAAACGAGUCUUUCAUUUUCCUCCUCAUGGAGCUAUGCCCCGAAGGAGACCUCUUCACUCAAAUCUCCGCAAACCACGGGCUGCCGGAGACCGACGCGCGCUACGUCUUUAAGAGGGUGGCUCUCGCCGUGCAGCACUGCCGCCGCAACGGAAUCGUUCAUCGCGAUAUCAAGCCCGAAAACAUCCUCCUCCGCGACCCGGCACUCCCAUCAUCCAUCACCCACCAAGCCCAAACCCCAAACAAGCCGAUUCUUCCUCUUUCGCGCGUUUCUGAUGCCGAUUCUUCCGCCGCUCUGGCAUGUGGCUGCGCGCCGAGCCGAGGUUGGGAAGUGAAGCUCGCCGAUUUCGGCCUCUCGAGGCGACUCGACGAGGGAUCGCGGCUGCGGGGAUGCGUCGGAAGCUUCCCCUAUGAGGCUCCGGAGGUGGUUGCAUCUGAGCCGUACGAUUGGUCUGCCGACGUGUGGAGCCUCGGGGUGUUGCUGUAUACUAUGCUUGCUGCCAGCUGGCCGGAGUUUAAGGACGGGCGGCGCGAGCUGAACGAGGACGCUGAUUGGUCAAGUCAGUGUUGGCGACUCGUCAGCGACGCGGCGAAGGACUUAAUUCGUCGCAUGAUGUCGAUGAAUCCCUGCGAACGGCCCACGAUCGACGAGGUUCUGUGCGACGCGUGGCUGAGCUACGAGUCGUGCGUGAACGUGCUCUGCCCUGUGGCGUGCGAAGCUUUGCUUGAGCGAAUCGCACAGAACGAGCGCGACGACGGGAAGGACGUCGCCCAGCAGUGCCUGUUGAAAGCCGUGGCGGUUCGAUCAAGCCCCUCGCUGUCCACGUGGCUUUCAGCUGGCCUAAUGUCAGCACCGUCACUGUCAUCGUCGUUAUCCUCCUCUUCCGCUUCUUCAGGCAAGCGGGUGCCGUUCAGCGAAAGCAUCAGCAGCGAUAGUAACAGCAGCCACAGCAGUGAUGGCAGUAUCAGCGAGAGCAGCGGCGUCAUUGACAGUCGGAGGGGGGGCGCUUACGGUGUGGCCCAGUGUUGCGCUGAGGCAGCCAAAUGGGAGGAAGUUGUGCAAAAAAGCAGCAGCAGCAGCAGCUACGACGAGGUGGAGGUAGAGUUGAACCCGCUGGCACAGCAAGAAGCCGUGAGGAGAAGGGAAUGCUGCGCGCAGGGAGAGAGUGGGUGCAGGGAUUGCAGCAGCGACCAUGAUGACGGUAGCGGCAUUGGCAGCAGCAGCAGCAGCAGUGGCGGUGGUAGUGGUAGCGGCUUUGAGUGGUGGCAGAAGUCCAGGCUGGCAGCUGUGGCGGCAUGGGCUGUGAAGAACGUGUGGGGCCCACCGGCUGCUGCAUGCUAGGUGCUAGGUGCUAGGAUCAGAUGCCACAGUUUGGCGUGCUGCUGACAGGUGAUACCAGUUGUGUGAUUAAACGGGGUCAGCAGUAGUUUGCCUGGUGGACGCUCAUCAGCAAUACCAAUAACGGCUGCACCAUUCAGCAGCCGUCAACAGCAAGGCCAAUAACUGCUGAGAGGCUCAGUCUCAGAGCGAACCCCUGAGCCCAGCCCCAGAGUCCACUGCUGCGGGCAGACUCCACGAUUAGGAAAGUGAGCUUGGGCUGGGUGACCCUGCCAUUACCUGAGUGAUUUCCACUCUUGGACAGGGAACACUGCAACCUUUGUAGGUAGCGUGAGUAGAUGCAGCCAGAUACAUAGAGCACGCAGAGCAGAGCAGCCAGUCUCAGAACUGCGCACUCUUGCAGUGGCAGUUCUGGGACUUACUGCUGCACCUAAUGCAGUAGCUCCACCGCGCUGAAGUAGCCUUGUGUAUAUUCCAAAGAAUUUGUGUAAGUAUCAGUCAAGUGCUCAUUAU